This is a messenger RNA of Epinephelus lanceolatus (giant grouper), 4194 nucleotides long. RefSeq names its product solute carrier family 23 member 2. Gene Ontology annotation, molecular function: transmembrane transporter activity. Gene Ontology annotation, biological process: transmembrane transport. Gene Ontology annotation, cellular component: membrane. Lineage: Eukaryota; Metazoa; Chordata; Actinopteri; Perciformes; Serranidae. The record is from RefSeq and is a predicted model, not a curated record.
GAUUACAAAAUAACCGAGCCUCUCUCUCUCUCUCUCUGACCCUUACACUUGGUUUCCUGGGCGACGUGAGGUGGUUGUUCAGGUUGUCCUCUUUGGUCUGCGGUCAGUCAGAGUCUUUGUUCCAGCCGUGUGUGUUUGUUGAUGUGUUAAGAGUCCAGAGGCAACUUUACAGCACUUCACUUCAUUUUAUCAGAAUGCGUCUCACUACAGAGGAGAAAAUCGAGCUGGGACUCAAAGCGCAGGGAUCGAUCAAUCCUGCAUUCGGGGACAAAGAUGGUGAUGAACAGCCUCAGCUGACGGUUGACAUUGAGGAGCCACAUACAGAGGACCUGGAGCCUGUGGACAAAAGUGCAGAUCUGGUUUACUCCCUCAAUGACAGGCCGCCGUGGUACCUCUGCAUCCUGCUCGGCUUUCAGCAUUACAUCCUCGCAUUCGGAGGCAUCAUCGCAAUCCCGCUGAUCCUGGCAGAGCCCCUCUGCAUAAAGGACAACAACGUCGCAAAAAGCCAACUCAUCUCCACCAUAUUCUUUGUGUCGGGAAUAAGUACGCUGCUGCAAACGGCUGUCGGUACCAGGUUACCAAUCCUCCAGGGUGGGACUUUCAGUUUCAUCACUCCGACCCUGGCCAUUCUCGCUCUGCCCAAAUGGCAGUGCCCAGCCCAAAAAGCACCCAUGAUGCUGUCGGUGCAGCUGCAGAACAGCACCAGCUCGCUGCAUGUGGAAAAUUCUGAUGAGGUCUGGAUGUCACGGAUGCGUGAGAUCCAGGGAGCCAUCCUGGUGUCAUCACUGCUGCAGAUCGUCCUGGGUUUUUCUGGCCUGGUGGGCCUCGUGCUGAAAUACAUCGGCCCGCUGGCUAUCGCUCCCACCAUCAACCUCAUCGGCCUGUCACUGUUCAUCGAGGCUGGGAAGAAGUCUGGAGGUCACUGGGGAAUAUCUGCUCUCACAGUCUGUCUGAUCCUCCUCUUCUCUCAGUACCUCAGCAAAGUCAAUGUACCAAUGAUUGCCUACAAGGAUAAGAAGUGGAAGGUUUUCCAGUAUCCCCUCUUCAAGCUCUUCUCCGCUUUGUUCGGGAUGUGCGGUGCCUGGCUGGUCUGCUUCUUACUGACCGUCUUUGAUGUCUUCCCUUCAAAGUCCGACGAGUAUGGCUUCUCAGCCAGGACUGACAUCAGCCUGGACGCUGUGGCAAACUCCCCCUGGUUCCACGUGCCAUACCCAGGUCAGUGGGGUGUCCCCACAGUGAGCGUGUCUUCAGUUCUGGGUAUGAUGGCAGGCGUCUUGGCAUCGACCAUGGAAUCAAUCGGGGACUACUACGCUUGUGCUCGCCUGUCUGGCGCUCCUCCUCCACCGACUCAUGCCAUAAAUCGAGGUAUCGCAGUAGAGGGCAUCGGCUGCAUCCUGGCUGCACUGUGGGGAACUGGAAACGGCACCACCUCCUACAGCCAGAACAUUGCUGCACUGGGCAUCACCAAGGUUGGCAGCCGACUGGUUCUCCAGACGACCGGUGUUCUUAUGAUGGUCCUGGGGAUCUUUGGGAAGUUUGGAGCUGUAUUUAUCACCAUCCCAGACCCGGUCAUUGGGGGCAUGUUCCUCGUUAUGUUUGGAAUGAUUGCAGCAGUGGGGAUAUCCAAUCUCCAGUAUGUGGACCUCAACUCGUCCCGUAACCUCCUCAUCCUCGGCUUCUCCACCUUCAGUGGUCUCGUGUUGCCUACGUGGUUUCACUCCAAUCCUGGCAUCAUUGACACAGGAAUUAAAGAGCUGGACCAAGUGAUCGUCGUGCUCUUCACCACACACAUGUUCAUCGGAGGAUUUUUUGGGUUUAUCCUGGACAACACCAUCCCAGGCACUGACAAAGAGCGGGGAAUCAAAAGCUGGAGGGACAAGGUGCAACAGGGAAACAAAACCAUGUGUGACCUGUCGUGCUAUGACAUCCCUUUCUGCAGCGGUGUUUUGAAACGGUUUAGGUGUUUCCAGUAUCUGCCCUGCCUCCCUUCUUACAAGACCACCCAACAGGGUACAUCCAAUUAAUGAAGUGUUAACUUUAAGGGCAGCACUGAUGCUCGUCUAUUAGUCUUAAAAAGCCAAACACUGGUCGAGGUUCUGGUACAACCCGGCUCCAAAACAGGUGCAACGCUGUGGAAAACAAAAGUAAAAACAGAAUACAUGGAUUUGUAAAUCCUUUUCUAAAUAUAUUCAGUUGAACUCAGUACAAAGAUAUUUUAUAUUUAAACUGAUAAACUUUGUUUUUUGUAAAUCUCAUUCUGAAUUUGAUGCUGCAACAGGUUAUAACAAAGUUGGGACAGGAGUGUGUUCCUGGAAGAGUUAUGAAAUAAGAAAAACUGUUUUCCAGGCCUGGGAAUGGUUUGGAAUUAAUGGAAUGCUUUGGAAAAAUAUCCUUUUUUUAUUUAAAAUAAAAAAUAUUUGCUAAUUUGCUUUCAGUAACAUGUACUGUUGUAAUAAUCAUAUAAAUCCAUAGUCAUUGAAAAAAAAUAACAAAUACACUUGUUCAGAAGAAUAAACAAUAAAAUAAUAUAUGUCAUUGUAACAUAAUAACAAAAUGUACAUAUUAACUUUCUAAUUGAGCGAGUGAUGCACAGAUUUUGAAAUUAUGGGCUGAUACUGAUAACAGUGUAUAAAAUAACAAUAAUAGCCGAUACCGAUGUUUUUAUAUUUGUGUUUCUUUUGAUUGUUGUUGUUAUUUAUUCUGCUUUUGUUUCCAGAAACACUACACUAUAAAAAAAACUAAAUGAACAUUUUUAAAGUCAUUCAGUGCUUCAUUACACUUCACACCUUUUAAUGAGCACAAAUUCAAUAAUACACAUUUAUGAAACAACCUUGAAAAUAACCUUCUGUCACAUGAAAAACAUCUUUAGGAAAAUUAGCAAACAGCCUUUUACUACACAUAAUACACCAUACAUGUACUGUACCAUACAUGAUAAAGUUUAUCAGUUUGAGCAUUAAAUAUUUUGUCUCUGUACUGUAUUUAAUUGAAUAUUGGUUGAAAAAAGAUUGGCAAAUCAACAGCGUCCCAACCUUUCUGGAAUCAGGGUUGUAAAUAAAUCUAAACCUUAUAUCUUCUUUAGGACUCCUAUUUCAAUACGUUUGUCAGUAAAACACUGAUUUCAAAUUUAUAUGAUUUGAUUUCUACAACAAAGUUAAAGCACUGUGUCUCCUUACAGUUGGAAUCCUCUUCACGUCAUUUCUAGGUUAAGCAAACAUUCGUAGUGCCUGAAGAGCAGCAUGAUACACUUCAGACCUUUCAAAGGCAUUAAUUAGACACUCCCUUAAUGUGUGAAAGAGAUUUUAAAGACAAAAUAUUUUAAAUUGAAGGAGAAAAAAAAAAGUAUUUCUUUAAAACAUCUCUUAGGUGCGAAGAUUUUUUCAGACUUUCAGCAUGCACAAAAUCACAAAUGUUUCACUCAACAGACGAUUGACACUAAAUAUAUUGAUAAAUGCUCAAUAAAAAUAAACUGAAGCUCUGUUCCAGUUUAGACCCAAAGUGUGUAUCAGGGUAUAAAGACUGAGUAAGUAUUUUAUAGAUGUGUCAUGAAGCUGCACAGAAGCCACUGUUCACAGACGUGUUGUAACUCAUUACUACCUCAUUAAAAACAGUAACUCACAGAAACAGAUAAUUAAUGGAAGGCUUUUUCAUUAAAAAUAUAUAUAUUAUGUGACGUCUGUUUUAAUUAACAUUAUUAAGGUUCCUGCUUUAGGGGCCGUACACAUGCCUCGUCUUUGAUUGCCUAGAAAACGUGAGGUCAGGCACUGGGUGCUACUGUUGUGCCUGUUCUGUGCCAGCUUUCAAGAGCGUGGUAGCAGGUUGCAUCUGAGGUUGCUAAGCAGCCUCAAGAAGCACCAUAUCAUAGCCAAUUUACCUGAAAUCCUGAGUCCAGAGCUGAUCUUCUCCCAGGUGCUGUUUGUAAAUGGUAUAUAGACUGCACUUGUAUAGCCCCUUUCUAGUCUUCCGACCCCUUAAAGCGCUUCAAUAUUACGUCACAUUCACCCAUUCACACGCUGGUGGCCGAGGUUACCAUCCAAGGUGCCACCUCUUACCAAGUUUUGUAACCCAUUCACACAGAUGAAACAGCCAUCAGGAGCAUUUUGGGGUUCAGUAUACUUUGACAUGCAGGCUUUGGAUGGAACCGCUCAGCUUCAAAUUAGUGGACGACCCACUCAACCUCUGAGCCACAGUCAGUAC